Molecule: messenger RNA, 2952 nt
Organism: Chironomus riparius
Lineage: Eukaryota; Metazoa; Arthropoda; Insecta; Diptera; Chironomidae
Source: the annotation of a GenBank genome assembly
UUUUAUUUUACCUACUGAUAAGAAAACAUAAAGUUUGUACAACUUUUCAAAACAUAUUAAGCUAGUUUAUCAAAGGCUUUUGUGAAACUUGCAGCAUAAAUAGUCAACAAAUAUCCAUAAAAUGAUCAAAAGUUAAGCAUAAAAUCUGCAAAAUCUACCAAAAUAAAAAAUCAGAAUUCUCAAACAAUGGAAAUAGAAAUCGAAGAAAAAAGUCCAGUGACUCGUCAGGCUGAAUAUUUCAUGAAUCUUGAUGAUCUUCAAGCCACAGCACUAUCAAUCAACUACACUGGCCAGUAUCUCCUUCUUGCUGGACGACGACAUUUAGCACUCAAGAAUUUAGACAACUACGCAGAACCUUUACAGCUGUUCAAUCGCAACAGCAAGUUUGAAGUGUCUUGUGCUGAAUUUGCCAUCUGCAAUCAGUCAUCAGCAUUUUGUGCCAUCGCAACAUCUCAGUUAAUUGAGGUCCUUAAAUGGACAGAAGCUAGUCCAGUUCUUGAAUAUUCAUUGAGAGCACAUACGAGGGUAGUUACGGACAUAGAUUGGCAUAGUAAACAUCCAUACAUGCUAGCUACAUGCAGUAUAGACACUUAUACUCAUUUGUGGGACUUGAGGGAUCCAAAGAGACCAAUUUUGUCAUUGUCAGCUGUCUGUAUGUCUGGAGCUACUCAGGCUGGAUUCUCAAGGGCUAGUGGAAAUUUCAUAGCAACAGCACACGACGGUGACCUCCGAAUCUGGGACAUCAGGAAAGGAUCCCGUCCAGUUCAAUACAUAACAGCUCAUCUCAACCGCAUUCAUGGCAUCAACUGGAGCCACACAGAGGAGAGCAACCUUAUCACAGCUUCACAAGAUGGAAGUGUCAAGUUCUUUGACAUCAACAAUCCAAGAAGAGCUGAACGGAUCAUUACAACAUCAACUCCAUCGCCUGUCUGGAGAGCUAGAUAUACUCCUCCAUCCUUUAAAGACGGCUUGAUAACAAUCAUUGUCCCAUUAGUCAGUUCUGAAGGCGGUGAGAACUCACUGCUUCUUUGGAGCAACUCAAAAAAUAGCCAAAGUCCUGUCUGUUCAUUUACUGGACACAAAGAUGUCAUCCUUGACUUUGCAUACCGAAAUGAUCCAAAUUCAAUGUCAGACGAGUUAGAAAUUUGUACAUGGAGUCGUGAUCAGACAUUUAGAGUCUGGAAGCUUGACAAAGCACUGCAAGACUUAUGCUCCCAAAAUACAAUUGAGACUGAGAGUGCUGUGAUUGCUUUGGAAUAUCAUCAGAAUCAGAAGAAUGUGCCACAGCCGAGUUGCUCGUUGCUGCAUGAAUUUACAAUUUGUUCUAUUAAGAGUGUUCCAGGAGUCCAAAAGUUUGAGUACGACAUUGAAAAACGCAACGCGAUGGCCAGAGUAUCAGCAAAUGGCUUCAUUAUCAUCCUCCAAGUAAUCUUUCCAUCGGCAUAUCCAACUCCAGCUCAUCCAGUUUUUGAAUUCUGUCCAGGAACGACAAUUGAUGAGAACUUAUCUCUCAAGUUGAUGAAGGUCCUUAAGGAAACAGCAGCAUCGAGGUUGAAGAAAGGAAAAGCUUGUCUUGAUAGUUGCCUACGUGCACUUGUGUCUGAGUUUAAGAAGGAAACGGGAGGAGAUAAAGCUCAUUACUUGAGGCUACAAUCACCAAGACUUGAAGGUGCGCUGUCUAAAGCCUUGUCAGACUCGAUGAUUCCAUUCCCAAAGACAUCCGGUGUCAAAUUCAAUCCAACUGGAAUUUUAGUGACAUUUUCACGACCAUUUGCUUCCAAAAGAUACAGUUUGAGGAACCAAACUACAACGCCAAGAGCAUUGUCAGCUCUGUCUGGUGGAUAUCUUGGCAAUGUCAAUGGAUCUAAGCCAGUCUUUUAUCAACCAAAGGAUAUUAUGGACAGAAAGUCAUCAAUGGGUGUCAGCAUCUGCAUUUAUGAUGUCUCAAAGCUUCUUAUGGUCUCUAAAGAACUUGCUGAAAAUUAUGUGAUAAUUCCGUCGAAUCUACCAAGCAUGUGUAAGAGGAACAAGGAGAUUGCUGAAGAAUUUGGACGACCAGAUUUGGUACAGACCUGGAGCAUUGCUGAGACAAUUGCGUUGGCACUGAAUAAUAGUGAUUUUGAGCUAUCGGACGAUGAGAUGUUUUCGAGUCCUAAUCCAUUUGCGAAGGCAUUUUUGGAGGCAUUAAUAAAUCACUACGCAAAGCAAGGAGACGUCCAAACAGCAGCAAUGCUUUGUGUAACUUUCGGUAAAUACUGUCAAGAGAUAUCAUCAAGAACUUCAUCAUUUUCAACCAAAUCAAAUACAAGUCAUUUACAUGCACAACGGUUACUCAAGCAAAGCGCAUCGCCAUACCACACAGUAACAGCAAUGGAUAUCAACUCUCAAAACUCAAUCAAAUACAAUGCCUGGGUACUAGCUCAACAUCUCAAAGGACAAACUAGAAGCAACUCGUGGUCAGACUCACUCGAUGACUUUAGAAUUAAUGAAAUUAAUCGAAGCAUUUUGGGUGAAAGCAACAGAAACUUUUACGACACAUUGAAGAAAACUUAUGCGGAUAUCCUUUAUUGUUUCAAUUUGCUACCAGCACGGGCUCAAGUGAUGAAAUUUGUGUCAUUUCCAGUUCAACAGCCGAGCACUGUUGAGUUUAUGUCUGAGUGUGUUCAGUGUAAGAAGACUUCGAGAGGUCCAUCAUGUCUGCAUUGUAAGAAGUUUCUGCUUUAUUGUGCAUUUUGUAAUUUACCGAUCAAAGGAUCAGCAAACAGUUGUCUUGCCUGCUGUCAUUCAUUUCAUACGGCUCAUCUUCUUGAAUGGUUUGAAAACCACGAUAUAUGUCCGGUACCUGAAUGUGGAUGCUGUUGCCCUGAAAAUUUUGCUAGCUCAUGAAUUUUUAUGUUUCUAUUAUAAACUUCAUGUUAUUGCAUGUUAAAAAAUAAAUUUAUUGAAAAAAAA